Ceratina calcarata is the source of this 5580-nucleotide messenger RNA. RefSeq names its product biorientation of chromosomes in cell division protein 1-like 1. The record is from RefSeq and is a predicted model, not a curated record. Gene Ontology annotation, biological process: replication fork processing. The transcript is spliced from 4 exons. Bases 492 to 4322 code for a protein of 1276 amino acids. Gene Ontology annotation, cellular component: Set1C/COMPASS complex. Lineage: Eukaryota; Metazoa; Arthropoda; Insecta; Hymenoptera; Apidae.
CGAUACACUUGUUCUUGGACGAUUCCUUCCAUUAUUUUUUUAACCGGAAAACUGCAGUUUUCUCUCUGAUCGUAAGAUUCGAGGAAUUUCGAUUAUAGCGCCGUACAGCUAGUAACAACAAAACUGAGCCAGCUAUGUGCAUGUGUUAGAUUCCCCUAGGGGACAAAAUUCAAAACGAGUGUUAAUAAAUGUACGUCUUAUCUUUUCAAUGCUCGAUCAGACGUUUACAGAAUUGUGAUCGAUACUGUUUGACACAUCAAAAUAAAAACAAUUUUAAUAGAUCUUUUUGGACGGAAUAACCUAAGUGUAAAGCUGGAUUCACACUGGUAUGAUGCAAACAUUGCGAACUCAGCCAGACAAAGCCAGAUAGAUAGAGAGAGAGGGACGCAGUAUCGAGAUACGCAUUGUUUCAUGGGACGAAUUGGUCGGUGAAAAUGAAUAAUUGUUUAGUGUACGAAUAAAUUACAAUCAUUUCACGCAUCGUAUUUGCCAUGGAGUUAGGAUUGUCCAACACACUGUUGGCAGGUGAUCCACGAUUAGUGGAUCACAUCGUGGGAGAAGUUAAAUCUCAAGGGAUCUUUGAUCAAUUCCGUAAAGAAUGUAUCGCGGAUGUUGAUACAAAGCCAGCAUAUCAAAACUUGCAUACGAGAGUUGAAGGGUCGGUAAAUUCUUUUCUCAGUAAACAAUCGUGGAAACCAGAUUUAAAUAAGAAUCAAUUAAGGGAGACGUUGAGGAAACAGAUAAACGAAGCUCCUUACUUAGACGCCGGUGUAGAGCGCAUAGUGGAUCAAGUGGUGAAUCCAAAAAUAUAUUCUGUCUUCAUGCCUCAGAUAGAAGACGUGGUAUAUAAAUUUCUAGGAAUCGAAAGACCUAAGGCGAGAGAGAGGAACGGUGCGUGUGGCCUUAAAGAUUUGUUACCCAAAGAUUUAGAUCCAGUGUCGCCGGAAUCUGACAAAAAUAGUUUGAAAGAUGUAUCCCUGGAAUCCAUGGAUGGCAUCGAGGAUUUAGAAAUGAAAAAAGAGGCGAAAUUAACCGACGAACAAAAGUCGCAGAGGGAAGAGACCUCGAAUGAGAAAAGCGGAGACAAUGCGUCUGAGAACGAGCAAGUUCUCUCCGAGGAGAAGACGUUGGAUGGAAGUGAUAAAACUUUUAAUAAGACUGGUAGUAAUUUAAAUUUGAAUACGUUCGGAAAGUCUGAUGAUAAAACAGAGGAGGAUGAAGAGGACAGUCCCACAUUCGAACCGAUCGAUAUUAUGAAUUUGAACGAAUCGAACAAUUCUAACGAUUCACAUUUAUCGGGUAUAUCGGAAUUGACUAGUCACAGAUCCGGGAGUCCUGAUUUUUGCAACGAACUGUCGAGAGACAAUUUCGAGUACAGUAAUCAGGACUCGCACCUGAGCAAAGUUUCCUCCGAUUCUCGAUUGUCCAUUGUGACCGAUUUGGGAUCUUCGAAUCCUGCGUCGACACCGUUUUGCGACAUGCCGAAGGACGAGGCCAGCAAAGAUAAAUGUGAUGUUAAAAGUAGUAGUAAAGACAAUUUUAAACCCGUCAAAGAAUGCGACUCGAGCAAGAAUAAGAGUAAUAAAAAUAUUUUUGAAUUAAACAAAGGUAAAGAUGUACAGGAUGGUAAAGAUUCGAAGAGUAUUAAAAGCAAUUUAUCCUCUAAGGAGAACUCGCGUGAUGCCACGGACAGUAGCGUAAAAGAGAAAUACGAGAACAAGAGCAAGGAAAGGAGCAGAGACAGCGAGUCGAAGUUGAAGUCGAAAGAUAAAAAUUGCGCGAAAGAUGGAAAGCAUCACAGGGACAGGAGUAGCGAUAAAAAGAAGGAGAGGAGUCACAGCAGUUCGAAGUACGAGAAAUACGACAAGAGUAAGAGCAAAGAUAAGAACGAUCAACCCAAGGAAAUCGCAGAUGGAGUCAAAGAUGCGGAGAAGGAUACUUGCGUGAAAACAAAAGAAACCGAUGGGAAGGAUAACGUCAGUAAAGAGAGCAAAGAUUUGAAAGAUCUUUACAAGGAGAAAAUUAGGGAGCUCAGGGAGAAGAAAGAAUUAACGGAAAAGGAGAAAUUGAACAAAGACGUGAAGGAGUCGAACCAAAACAAGGAGAAUAAAGAUAAAAAGGAUUCGCUGAAAGAUAAGAAGCCGUAUAAGAAAGACAGCAAAACAUCUUCCAGGAGUACUUCCUCGAGUUCUCACGAACUCAAGACUUCUAAAUCGUCCGAGAAAAUUGUCGAUGAAAAAAAGAAACGAAGCGAAUCGAAGGACAAAGAUAAGAAUAAACGGGACGAGAGACGUAGUUCUAAAGAUCAUUCGAAGUUGAAGAAUUCUAUCGGUAAUAAGUCGGAUUCGACGGAAAGAUUGGAUAAACAGGAUGUAAAGAAGUCGAUGAAAAAUGAGAAGGAAGAGAAAAACGAAAAAGCUGAGACGAAGAAGUCGAGCAGCGAGAAGGUGAACGGUUCUAAAAGAGAAGCGAAGAAUCACGCCGAGAGUAAAGGUUCGGCGCGGAACGAGAAACUGGAUAGAAAAGAUAGUAAAAAUGAUUUGCAUCCUAAGGAUAAGAAACGAAGAGAGGAGAAAAAGUCGAAAUCUAAGGAUGAUCAUUCUAGUUUGAGGAGAAACUCGAACGAUCGACGUUCCACGGACAGAGACGGUUCGAACGGAUCGAGCAGCAAGAGUUCGCAGUCCAACAAUUCGGGUUCCAAUAUCGCGAGCAAAUCGAGCACGUCGGGUCUGACCAAAGAAACAAAUCACGUAAACAAUUCUGGUAGCGAGACCUCGGAUAAUAUCGAAGAAGUGCGUACGAGCGACAUGAAAUCAUCGAACAUGGAAGAACAGAGCUGUAAGUCGAAUAAGGGAGCAGCGGAGUACAAGGCAGACGACGCUGAUGAUCACGAGACACAGAUUGGGCCAGAAUCAGAAAUGUUGCCUCUGAAAAAGCGAGCAUUGUCAGCAGGUGACGACGGUGCGUUAGGAGACAUUAAAUUGAAGAAACCGAAAUUUGCCAAGAACUUCCACGAAGCAAAGAAAUUAAUGAAGAUCAGAAAGCAAAUAGAAAAACAAAAACUCAAGGAGACGAAAAAAUUGGAGAAAAGAUUCGCACAAAGGACGGAAGAUCCGGUACAAGCAAACACGUUGGACAAUGAAACGUUUGAAAGUAUGCCGGAUGAAGAACGCGUUCAAAUAAUAGAAGUGCCGGAUGAGGAAUACGAAGAACCGUAUCCUGAGAAGCAGAGCGACUUGACGCUGGAAGAGAGAUCAAUAAUGAUGUUACAAACAGAAGCUGGCACAAAAGAUAUGUUGGAGACGCGUUCCGAUCUGAAAUUGAAAUUGCCUGGCAAGGAACUGUGCGUAUCGUUAAAUGACAAAACGUUAGAAGAAGAAUCUACGCAACAAUCAAGUUCCGAUACUCAAACAAAUCUGUCUGACAAUAAAGGAGCUGAAGAAUCGCAAAAUAAACGGUCAUUGUCUCCUGUGACAGAAGAAAGAGACAACAAUGCGGUAGUAAAGACAGAAAAAAUUGAUGAAACGGAAGAAUGUGUAGAAUCUCUUGAUCGUGAUAUUAUUAAAGAAGAAGAAAACAUAAAAAGCGAAGAAGAGUCAGAGUCGAGCAGCGCACACGUGGACGAUGCAAGUUGUUCUAAAGACGUCGUUAAAUAUUCUGGAUACGAUGAUGAUCCGAGCAACGACACGAGUAAGGGAGGUUGCAUCAGAAACGUUAAGGAAGAACCACGGACGAUAGAAUCUACGUCGACGGGAACCGACGACAACGGAGAUUGUCGUUAUUUCAAGGCCGACAGUGAGAAAUGGGAAAAAUUCUCCAGUUUCUUAGAGUCGUUAGAGUUAAUGGAAAACAGUUCCUUAGAGGAGAUGAUAGAGAGUUUAGGGGGACAAAUUGUGUCUUCGAUGCCGAAAGCCAUGGCACCACCUUUACCGAAACGCAAGCUUUCUUCCAGUCCAUUGACGGAUAUACUGUUGAAUAAUUCGAAUAACAAUAACGAUGGGCAUAAAAAGGUGCUGGACUCGACGAGCGAAGAAACGUUGACCAACAUGAAGAAGAGGAAAUUGAUUCCGCCUAAGAAGCAGAGGCUUCAACCGAACAUAUGUACUCCGCAGGUGCUCUUGAACGGCGAGAAUUUUGUCAUGCCUUUGAGCCCCGAAAGCGACGUAUCCGCGACCAGCGAGAAAAUACCGUCUUCGAACACCAUCAAGGAAGAUAAAAGCCGGCACCGGAGUAGUCAACGUUACUCGAGCGACGACUUGUACAAACCACGUCCAUUGUUUUCAAGUUCUUCUCGCAGAAGUAGGAGAUCCAAUCAGGUAUAGCUAGUAGUUCGUAGUUUCAGGUGUUAAGUUAUAUUUUACUUUAUCUAAUGCAAGAUCAGAUGUCCUAGUUGUUGAUUCUAUUAUAUAUAUAUAUACGUAUGUAUAUACAUAUUUGAAUCAAUUUUAAUUAAUAAAAAAGUAAUGUUGAUGUGAGACCGGAAAGAAGAAUUUCUAAACUAUCAGACGUACAGUAUCUGUAAAAUUUAUUCAAAAAAUUUAUUAUUAUUAUGCAACUUUUGAGAUUGUAUAAACGUGUUCAAAGGUUUUCUGUCGGUUGACGUUCUUCGAAUGAAAGCGUUAAAAGGCCAAUUGAUUAAACGAUUAUAAUUUGCAUAAUAAUUAUAUAGUAAUAAUGAGUAUAACGCAGUAUUAGUGAGAUACACAUUUACGUACGAAUGCACAUUGGACAACGCUAUGUAGACGUUCAGUUUCGAUAAAAUUCAUCGAGAUUUUAUUAUUUCCAAAAAGGACGUGUACAAACUUCUGUGAAUAAUGUAUUCUUAAGUUUUGUUUCAGACGUAAUAUGUAUACUUACGUGGUUCUUGUUUAUAAGAACGAAAAUAUUCAUAAUAUAAAUUUCUUAUUUUUUCACGAUGCUUGUAUCGAAAUUUUUGUACGAAGCUCAACUUAUAAACGAAUACACAAGUCUGGAGUUGGUAGUUUGCAAUUUUUACCGAUACCCAAUGGGUACAUUUAAAUGACAGAGUAUAUUUGUCAAACGCAAAUCGAAGAAAAUGUAGUCAACCAAGUGAUGUUUUCCACACCCCUACGAAAGUAUAAAGUUCUUUUAAAUCCACUCUUCAACAACGUAAUCGUGUCGUUGAUGAAUGCAUAUAUGAAAUAGUUUCGAUGAUCUGGCUUUUUAAAAAAAGAGACUACGGAAUGACUAGCAGCGAGAGAAUUUUUAAGAAUCGUUCACUUUCGUCAUGUACUAAUAAAUUAUGCGUAGGAUCGUUCUCCUUUAGAUACUUAAAGAACCGUCGGUAGUAAUAAAGUAGAGGUAGAGAAGCGUUACGUGUAAGUAAUGCGUGUUCUUUAUUCUGUACACGCGUAAGGUUGUACAAAUAUGUACAUACACAUUCAUACGUACAUAAAGCGGUACAUUACACAUUAUUAUGAAAAUACUGUAGAAUAUUUUUUCCAACUUUUUAAAAUAUUUAUUGCCAUAUGUAAUAUAGCGAUUAACAAUUUAUAAAUUAUAAUUAUAUACUAUGGUUGCUUUGAAUAAAGCGAAUUUUUGUAUACAUGUUAAAUCGUU